Baudoinia panamericana UAMH 10762 is the source of this 586-nucleotide messenger RNA. RefSeq lists its product as uncharacterized. Lineage: Eukaryota; Fungi; Ascomycota; Dothideomycetes; Mycosphaerellales; Teratosphaeriaceae. Bases 162 to 332 code for a protein of 56 amino acids. The transcript has a single exon. The record is from RefSeq and is a predicted model, not a curated record.
GCUUGGCACAAUUAUCUUGUCAUACGACACCAGAGCAAUACUGGACAGUCUCCAGUGGUUCGCAGAAAACAAGAGGCUGAUAUGUAGCAAGGCUUCAUGCAGAUAACUGUAUGUUACACAGCGACGGGGGGAAGAGCGGAAGCCUGCAGAAAGCGCCGAAAAUGCAUUGUCCUGAGACGCGCCGCUCACCCGUGAAUCCAACUGAUCCUGCCUGUCCAGCGCCUAUUGCUCACGUUCGGUGCAACGGCUCGCUUACCAAGAGCUCUGGUAAGCCACUGCACCGAAGUCAGCGACACGACAUCAUUGAGAAAGGUGCACCCUCAAGAUCAUGAUCAACCGAUCUUCCGUUCAAGGCCAAUGCAUGGUAAUCAGUCAGCAUCGAGUAUUGACCAUCAGCACUCAAACAAGAAGCACACUUUGCUCGCUUACAAAGUCUCCAGUUGCUCAGGGCACCACUCUAAGGGUAUCGUGAAGACCAAUUCCGAUGCAGCAGGCUAUGCUUUGCGAAACUUAUUAUUAGGUGUGGUUGAACCAUGGACUUAGCUCCCCUUGGCGUUUCGCAUGUUGUCAACGUCGCCUACUGCUG